AUGUCUUCAACACAAUAUUAUCUCAACAUUCUCAAUUCGAUAUUCCUCCCCAAUGGGUUGCUCUAUCUCCCGCUGACACUGAACUUCAAUACAUUCCAAGAGGCGCUCAACCGCAGCAAGUGCCAAUACCACGACGAUCUGAUCAAGAUCAUCAAGAGUUGCUCUCGCUUCACAGACAAGAAUCCUGGCCACACAGAACUCAAGUAUCAUAUAAGCACGAUUAUCGCGAUCAGAAACAAAACGGUGCACUCACUGUUCAUGAACACUCCUGAGUGUGUUCGUAAAUUAGUUGAGUCGCUCAACCACCUCAAUCUCGCAAUCAACGGCACACAGCCAUUCAACGAACUGCUCUCGACCAUUGAACUCUUGGUACACUCUUACAAACAAGCCCAGGCUCUAAAAAAGAAGAUUUUAUUGCCUCAAGACCAUCAAGACUCCGAUGAGAUCGAGAACGCAAACAGUAAUAGCUACAGCAAUGACAACAGCCAUCAGUCUGAUCUGGAUCACAAUGAUACAUCACUUUUCCAAGACGAUCAGUCAGAUGUGGCAGAUACAGAGAACAGCGAGACUCCUCCCUCCUCAGCUGCAGCAAUGCAGAAACACCCUUCACAACUCAGAGCAUUGCAUCCUCACGUCGAUCUCUAUUCAAAUGUCCAAUAUCAACCUCCUUCUAUGAAUAGAGCCGUUGCUCCACCUCAAUCUCAGAGUGGCAUCAAUAUCUUGCACGAAACUGCAUACUCAUCAAAGAUGCCAUCAUUCCCUGGUGCCCCACACCAUCCCGCCUCUCCCUUGAAAGAUCUCAGAGAUGUAAUCGGAAAGGGAAGCAGAGUUAUUGUGAAAAGUGGCAAGUGGUCUGGACACAUUGGCACAUUCUUAAAGUGGAACGGCUCCAAUGCCUACUUCAAUUUGGAGGGACAACCAGAAAAGAAAGCACUUGGCCUGUCCAUCUUAGUCCAAGUCAUCCAAUAA
Molecule: messenger RNA, 969 nt
Organism: Acytostelium subglobosum LB1
Lineage: Eukaryota; Evosea; Eumycetozoa; Acytosteliales; Acytosteliaceae
Exons: 1
Coding region: 1-969 (322 amino acids)
Source: RefSeq, a predicted model, not a curated record